AUGGAUCGAAACAGGAAGCGCGAAUUGCGCGAAUUGAACAGCAGGGCGUGGGAUGGAGAAAAAGAUAUCUAUCAAGUCAACAAAAGCCUGGACUCCUCUCUCAAGAAGAAUACCGCCUUUAUAAAGCGCCUCCGAACCGCAAUUUCUGCCGCUACGCUCGCUACCUUCCUACAAGAAAUUCGAACGCUAAGCCUACACAAAUACCUAUCAGAAAUUAUAUCAGCAUGCUACGAAGGGUUGUGUAGGUUGAAGUCGCCCGGUGAAAUCGAGGCUGGGGUGGAAAUUGUCAGCGCCUUACAUCAGCGCUUUGGACCCGUAGAAUUUACAGAGUAUCUCGGAUGGCUUGUCGGCAAAGGACUAGCGACACCGGAAAAAUCCUUAUUGAAGACUCUUGCCGCGGAUGUUAGAGAGAAAGAAGAAAAAGAACGGAUCACUCGUCAGAGAGUGCUUCUAAGAGUUGUUACCGAGCUUUGGCUCGUGGGGGUUUUGAGAACUCUAGAUGAUGUUAGCCGCCCAGACGAUGUCUCUCGGGGUAAGGAACCCCUUUUAGCCUCGUCUGUUAAAGCGCCGGAUGCCAAAUCGAAGACCAACGGGGUUGCCAAAGGGGGAGGCGCUGAACCUUUUCCCCUAGAAGUCCUCAAGGAUCUGUUGGGCCACGAUAGGGAGCACGCCAAUUUACCAUUGCUUGUCAUCUUCGUGAAGGCUUUUGGCUGGGAUAUACUAGGUGUCAAAGAAGCCGGCAGCGAAGGUCGCAAGACUGUUGAAGAAGAUGGCGCUACAAUCAUUACCGAAGGUGCAGUAGAAGAAGACGCAGACGAUGGUUCUCCCGUGGAAAUGGCCCCGCCUAGCAAUCUUGUUGAAGACCCACCUCUUGCAUCUCCUGAGCUUCAGGAGAGAUUCCGUAACAUUCUCAACCGAUAUUUCGAGGAUGUCAAAGCCCACCUCAUCCGUGACCAGAAGGGGAUCAGCAAACAAGCCCGAAAAGAUGCAGAGGCUUACGUCAAGUCCGGCCAAGUAUUUGAGGAUAGACAAGCAAGCUACGAGAAAGCCGUCAAGGCCCAUGAGCGACUGGUAUCGAACGCCCAGGUCCUCGCGGAUGCUAUUGGUGGUGAAAUGCCUAACCUGAAGGACUCCGAGGAUAGUUCGGUCACCGGGAAUGGGGGCAUCGGGCUGGUGAAGACUGGAGAAUACCUGCGUGGUGAAGGCGAUGGCGCUGGCAUCUGGGAAGAUGAGGAUGAGAGAAGAUUCUACGAAAAUCUUGUGGAUCUCAAAGGCAAGGUUCCUGGCAUGCUACUCGAAGAUGGGAAGAAGAAGAAGGCAGACGGCGACGACAAGGUUGGGAAGAAAGCAGAUACUGCAGAAUCCACUACAACCGAAGCCGGAGUUUCAACACCCAAGACAACUGAAGACGACCAGUCCACAUCCAUCGCUAAUAGGACCAUCGGUGCCCAGGUUGAUGCUUUAUUGGCGCGACUUCCGGAACUCACCAAUAAAGAAUUGAUUGACCAGGCUGCAAUCGACUUUUGCUUUGUUAACUCCAAAGCGUCUCGAAACCGCUUGAUCAAAGCAGUCCAGGAGAUACCCAAGGGUCGCAGUGAUCUUCUCCCUUCCUAUUCUCGACUCGUCGCCACACUUGGAAAAUACAUGCCGGAUAUUCCUAAAGGCCUGGUCGAUCACCUCGAUCAAGAGUUUCGUAGUCUCCAAAGACGCAAGGAGAAGGAAUUUCUAGGUCAAGCUCGAUUGGGAAAUAUUCGCUAUCUUGCUGAGUUAACAAAAUUUGGCGUCGUUCCUGAGCAUGUCAUUUUCCACUGCUUGAAGGUCAGCCUGGACGAUUUCUCCCGAAUGAAUAUUGAGAUCAUCUGCAAUUUGCUCGAAAAUUGCGGUCGAUAUCUACUCCGAAACCCUGAAACUUCGCCACGAAUGACCUCAUUCCUUGAGACGCUGAAGCGCAAGAAAUCAGUUCAGCAUAUCGGCCAACAGGAACGGAUGCUUAUAGAAAAUGCUGUCUACUAUGUCGACCCCCCAGUCAGGGCUGCCAUUCAGCAGAAAGAGCGAACACCGAUUGACUUGUUUAUCCGAAAAUUGAUCUAUCUAGACAUGAAUAACCGCAACUACACAAAGAUUCUCAAGCAGAUCCGCAGAUUGCACUGGGAAGAGUCUGAGGUGGUUGCUAUUCUGGAGAAAAUAUUCUCGAAGCCGGGCAAAGUCAAGUAUGGCAACAUUCAUCUGCUUGCGAUUCUGGUGAGUGCGCUUUACCGGUAUCACCAGGAUUUCGUCACGGCGAUUAUCGACAAUCUUGUGGAGUAUAUUGCCCUUGGGCUAGAAUCAAACGACUUCAAGUUCAAUCAACGCCGUCUCGCGGAGGUCAAGUAUCUUGGCGAACUGUACAACUAUCGUAUGGUAGACCAUCCUGUGAUUUUCGAUACCAUGUAUCGAAUCAUGACCUUUGGCCAUGGUGGUCCACCUAUACCAGGUCGGAUCAAUCCCUUUGACAUGCCAGAUGACUUCUUCCGGAUCCGUUUAGUGGCGACUCUCCUUGAGACUUGUGGCAUUUUUUUCAAUCGUGGAGCUGCUGGCAAAAAGCUUGACUAUUUUUUGUCAUUCUUCCAGUACUAUAUUUACACCAAGGAUACUCUCCCUAUGGAUAUUGAAUUCAUCGUUCAAGAUGUCUUUUCCUUGACAAGACCUCAGUGGAAACUUGCUUCCAAUUUGGAAGAAGCUAGCCGGGCUUUCCAACUAGCAAUGGCCCAGGAUCAAAAGACUGCCGGACUUGACAAAACUAUUGAACCCGAUGAGGUUGAUAGUGAUGGGAGUUCAGAUGAUGGAAUUGGCGACGGUGAAGCGGAGGCAGGGAUUGAAGCCGAAGCCGAAGCAGGCGCUGAGGCCGAGGAAGAUUCAGAAUCCGACGAAGAAGCAGAUACCGAUGGAAACGGCGACACAGCCCCAUCUCCGCAAGCAACCGACUCCGAGGAUGAAGCAAUUGUUGUGACACGCCAGGAGGAGGAAGUUGAUCCAGAGGCUGAGGCCGAAUUCGAGCGUGAGUAUGCAAAAAUGAUGGCUGAAAGUCUAGAAUCCCGAAAGCACGAACGCAAAUCUACAUUUGACGUCCCACUUCCAAUCAGACGCAAAGACCGUGAUGCGACGGGCUCAAACGAGACCUGGAAUGACAGUCCUGUCGCUCCAGAUACUCAGGCCGGCGGUACCAUGGCAUUCUCUCUUCUUACGAAGCGUGGCAAUCGCCAACAGACCCGGACUGUCGCCCUCCCUUCAGACUCGACUUUCGCCGUUGCCAUGAAGACUCAACAGGCGGCCGAACGUGAGGAGCAGCAAAGGAUCAAGAACUUGGUUCUAAACUACGAUCUUCGUGAAGGCGAAGACCAAGAUGGUGAACAGCCAAUGGCCCCCUUAUUUCCGAAUCCAAAUAUUCACAAUACCAAAGCAGGUCUCGACAAGGCCGCUGCGACCAAUUAUUCUAGACCUGACAAGUCUAGUAGUAAUCGCAGUAGCCAGCGCGCGAGAAAGUUGCAACUCAGUGACGUCGAUUGGUAUGGCCCCAAAAACAAUUCUUCACGUUUUCCAGAUUCAACCCCUAGUAUGCAAAGAGGCGGGUCGACACGCAAGCUCGGCUCUGUUACUACUACUACAGGCCGUGAUCUUCCCUCUGGACCUAAAUCUCUUAAGGGAACCGAAAACCAGCUUGAUGCCCGACCUCCAAAGGCUACCGCUCCAGUAGGCAGACUCAGUAGGAAAGCUAUUCUUGAGGCACACGCAUCUCUAAAAUCUGCCAGCGCCGAAGCCGAGAAAUAG
Molecule: messenger RNA, 3807 nt
Organism: Venustampulla echinocandica
Lineage: Eukaryota; Fungi; Ascomycota; Leotiomycetes; Helotiales; Pleuroascaceae
Product: ARM repeat-containing protein
Exons: 5
Coding region: 1-3807 (1268 amino acids)
Biological process (GO): nuclear-transcribed mRNA catabolic process, nonsense-mediated decay
Cellular component (GO): cytoplasm; exon-exon junction complex
Molecular function (GO): protein binding; RNA binding
Source: RefSeq, a predicted model, not a curated record